Caenorhabditis briggsae is the source of this 510-nucleotide messenger RNA. The record is from RefSeq and is a predicted model, not a curated record. Bases 1 to 510 code for a protein of 169 amino acids. The transcript is spliced from 2 exons. Lineage: Eukaryota; Metazoa; Nematoda; Chromadorea; Rhabditida; Rhabditidae.
AUGGCCGUUUCCGUCGACUCGACAACCCAACAAUCGGAGAUCCGUACCGCCUGUGCUGGACCUCAAAUCACCGACGCCGAGCUUCGCACCGCCGUCAACUCGACGCUCCGUUCUCGUGGAAAGGCGUCGACUCGUACCGCGUUGAGCACCGCCACCGCCAUCCCAUCUGGCGUCAGCUACGAUAAAAUGGUCUCCGCGUUCACCACGAUCACCUUCUCCUACAUCCUCCUCGCCAUCACCACCUACGUCCAAGCCACCGUUAGCUUGUUCCACGUCGCCUAUUUCUCGUAUCGCAACCCGACGGUUUCAAAGGAUCUCAUCAAAACGGCCGCCCAUCUUCUGAAGACGUCCUACGACAACAAGCUGCUGACUGGAACCGAAAUCGUCGAGGUCACGCACAACUCGAUCAUCGCGCCGAUGGUUCGCCACAACCAAAAGUAUCAUCAGGAGGAGAAUCAACGUACCGCGCAAUUGCAGACGAUGAGAACCUCGACAGCCGUCUCUCAGUAG